UUUGUACGGUAAUCUGAUUUUUGGAGUUGCUGAUCGUUCAAAUAUCGAUAACCAGAGUACGAUAUGAGAGCUCCGCACUGACCAACAGCUGUUCUGGCGUCGAUUCUGGCUUUACAAUUUUACCUGCUCAUAACAAUAAUAAACAAAAGAAGCAGUCGGUGGGCCUAUAUUUACUCCAAAUGCAACCCAAGCAAGUCCAGCAAUGAAAAUCAACGAGAAGAACUUGUACGUCUUCGCAAGAACUCCGCCGUUCGACAUGGAAGGCUUUCUCAACAAACGGGGCGAGGUCAACAAGGCCUUCCAGAGACGCUAUUUCGUGCUGAAGGGCAACCUGCUUUUCUACUUCGAGUCGCGGGUGGAUAAGGAGCCUCUGGGGCUCAUCAUAGUCGAGGGAUGCACUAUUGAACUGUCGAACGAGGUGGACAACUACUGCUUUGAAAUAGCCUUUAACGGCAACCGCACCUACAUCCUCUCCGCAGACAACCAGGAGAGCAUGGAAACGUGGAUGAAGGCACUCACGUGCGCCGGCUAUGAAUACAAGCGCAUCAUCCUAGCCGAGCUAAAGCGGCAGCUGCACGAGAUGGAGGACUCGAGAAACAAAAUGCUUGGCAAUGUCAUUGAUGGGCCGCAAAGUGCCUCGGAGGGAGCGAGGCCCAGGCCUCCGCCCAGGCGGACGAAUCCCUUCAACAGACCAGCACCUCCUCCACCGGACAGCUCGUUAAGGGGCGGUGUGGUCAUGUCGCCCCUGCCAUUUAUCAACGGAUAUUUCGGCUCCAGUAAUGCCCGCUUGCAGCAGGAGAAAUUGAUGGGCAAGCAAGAUGCUAACGGAAACGGAAGUCCGAGUGGAACGCCCAGGGCGCAGCGCCGCCCCACACCCGUUCCUCCAGUCGCCAAUAGCGUUUUCUACCCCGACGCACGGAGUCUUGCAGGGUUAAACAACAACCACAGCGCUAUCAGCAGUGCUGAGCGACAGCGAAGACGUGUUAGAGCGGUGGAGGAUUUUGCCCGCAACCAUGAACGCUUCCGAGAGGAACUGAUGCCUGACGUUUCCGCAUAUCGCGAACGCCAAGGACAGCCCCUCAUACAGUUGUGAUGUAGGAGCGGGCUGCAAUAAUAAGCCAAUGUAUUAUCCGUUUUGUGCUAAAUCAAAUCACGUUUUAAAUAAACUGCUUAAUUUCAA
Molecule: messenger RNA, 1180 nt
Organism: Drosophila takahashii
Lineage: Eukaryota; Metazoa; Arthropoda; Insecta; Diptera; Drosophilidae
Gene: IPIP
Product: Inositol phosphatase interacting protein
Biological process (GO): endosome organization; retrograde transport, endosome to Golgi; receptor recycling
Cellular component (GO): recycling endosome; trans-Golgi network; early endosome
Source: RefSeq, a predicted model, not a curated record